AUGUGGAGGAGAGCACACAAUGCGCCCUUGGCCCCGGGCCUGUGCGGCGCAAGGUCGGGCACCACGACAUUCCCUUCUCUUCACACCUACAACCGCAAAAUCACGUCUUCAAUCGACCUCAAUUCGGUCAUCGCUCAGCCCGCGCUGGCCAAGUGCGGCGAGGCUCGUGGAUCGACUGGGUCAUGCCGUCUCUACACCGAGCAACUUCAGAAUCGAACCGAGAAGAUUGAACGAAUCGUGGGCGAGCAGCAACCCAAGCGCCGAUUCAAACUCACCACAGAUCUCAAGAUUGCACUCUUCAGCUACUUCGUCAUGGGAACUACGACGUGGCUUCUUGUGGGAACCACCACGCUCGUCUCCGUCAUCCUGUGGGCCGCCAACACGCUUCAGUUCCAGGGCUACAUUGCCAAGACCCUGUCCGACACACUGACACGCGAGACCGGCAUCCAGAUCACGUUCGAGUCGGCCAUCGUGCCUCGAUGGAAGAACGGUCACAUUCGAUUGAACAAGGUGCGCGUGGUGCGCGAAGAGGAGGAGGCGCUGCGGAAGAACUACGCUAGCAUGGACCUCACGAUCCAGCAGAUCGACGUCAAGCUUUCUUUGUGGUGGUUCUUGGAGGGCAACGGUCUGCUCAAGGAGAUGAUCCUCAAGGGGGUGCGAGGGCAUGUCGACAGGCGACGACUUGUGUGGACGGUGGAGCCGGCGGGCGAGCAAGCAGCGGAGGCGAAGAAGAAGGAGGGUAGCGAGGACGAGGACACGAUGACCAACGAGACAGUGAAGCCUCACUCGCCCAACGAGGCGUUCGUGCCGCAGAGCGUCGGCGCUUUCUGCUUCUCCAAACUCACGAUCUCCGACUUGUACAUCACUCUCUACAAUGCCAAUCCCAAGCGACCUCUGCCCGUGUCCAUCUAUUCGUACAAGAGGCUGCUGCACGACCUGCUGUACGCUGAGUACGUGCAUGGGAGCUUCGACGACUGUCUCUUCACGCUCAACAAGCCGCACCUGCACAACCACCCGUAUCGACGGCUGAUGAUCAAUGAGGACAUGGACGAAGACCGCGACGCCGAUGAGAAGUGGAAGUUUGUGGAGUGCAAACUGCAGGGCCUCAACAUCGACCACCUGGCGGAAAACACGACGGGACCCCUCAACUGGAUCACAUCAGGAUUCAUCGAUAUCAAUGUACACCUUUUGCUGCCGCCCUUCGCCAACACACUGCCGCCCGCGCCCAAUCCAAGCAACCCCAACGCCAGGGCCGAGCCGCGAUUGCUGAGCCAGCUGCCCGGCAUCAACAUGGACUUCAAGCUCGUCCUCACCAACCUCUCCGCCUCCGUGCCCCUGUCCACUCCUCACAUGUCCUACGUCAACUCGGCGCUGAUCCAGCCCAUCGUGCUCUAUCUCAACACCAACUACACCGAGCUUCCCCUCACCUUCCGAAGCGGCCGUUUCUGGAAUGCGUGGUAUCCGGGCGAUUGCGGGUUCUGGGACGCGCUCUCGGAAGGUGCGGGCGCGGCCAUCGAGAAGGCCGUCUCCGAACAGACGACCACCCCCAAUAUUUGGAAGCUCAUCGGCCUCCUCAACGACGGCGUGCGCCGCGGCCUCCUCUACUACUGGCGCUUCCACGUCCUUGUCUUCCUGGGCUUCAGCCCCGAAUAA
Acanthamoeba castellanii str. Neff is the source of this 1653-nucleotide messenger RNA. Its product is annotated as mitochondrion biogenesis protein (Mdm31), putative. NCBI's taxonomy places the organism in Eukaryota, Discosea, Longamoebia, Acanthamoebidae. Bases 1 to 1653 code for a protein of 550 amino acids. The record is from RefSeq and is a predicted model, not a curated record. Gene Ontology annotation, biological process: mitochondrion inheritance. The transcript is spliced from 17 exons. Gene Ontology annotation, cellular component: mitochondrial inner membrane.